Messenger RNA from Dunckerocampus dactyliophorus (ringed pipefish), 4907 nucleotides. It is a transcript of the gene anapc7, whose product is annotated as anaphase promoting complex subunit 7. The record is from RefSeq and is a predicted model, not a curated record. The transcript is spliced from 11 exons. Gene Ontology annotation, molecular function: protein binding. Lineage: Eukaryota; Metazoa; Chordata; Actinopteri; Syngnathiformes; Syngnathidae. Gene Ontology annotation, biological process: cell division. Bases 114 to 1811 code for a protein of 565 amino acids.
UUUAAUAGACCAGAAGUUAGCUGGUUGGCUAGCAUUAGCUGUUUAUAAGCUGAAACUUUUAAAUACAAACGUCAACCCAAAUAAGGUGUUUAUCUUCUAUCCAGCUACCGAAAAUGAAUGUAGUGGAUCAUGUACGGGACAUGGCCGCGGCUGGUCUCCACUCUAACGUCCGGAUAUUGAGCAGCUUGUUGCUGACGAUGAGUAAUAAUAACCCAGAACUGUUCUCCCCUGCCCAGAAGUACCAGCUGUUGGUUUACCAUGCUGAUGCUAUCUUCCAUGAUAAAGAGUACCGCAAUGCUGCCUGUAAAUACAAUAUGGCACUUCAACAGAAGAAGGUGCUCAGCAAAACAUCCAAAGUUCGUACCUCUGCAGGUGGAGCUGCAGCUAACCUUCAGGCACAGAGUCUUCCUUCAGAGAUUGAAGUAAAGUACAAGAUAGCUGAAUGUUAUACGAUCUUAAAACUGGAUAAAGAUGCCAUCGCAGUGCUGGAUGGGAUCCCAUCCCGACAGAGGACUCCCAAGAUCAGUAUGAUGCUAGCAAACCUGUACAGGAAAGCUGGACAGGAACGCUCAGCAGUGACAAGCUACAAAGAAGUCCUCCGACAGUGCCCCCUGGCCAUGGAUGCAAUUAUUGGCCUUUUGUCUUUAUCAGUCAAAGGAGCUGAAGUGGCCUCCAUGACCAUGGACGUCAUCCAGAGUGUCCCCAACCUGGACUGGCUGUCUGUGUGGAUUAAGGCUUAUGCCUUCAUACAUGCAGGUGAUAAUCAAAGGGCCAUCAAUACCAUUUGUUCUCUGGAGAAGAAGUCAUUGUUGCGGGACAACGUGGACCUCCUGGUAAGCCUGGCAGAUGUCUACUUCAGGGCAGGUGACACGAAGAACGCCAUCCUGAAAUUUGAACAAGCCCAGAUGCUGGACCCGUAUCUCAUCAAAGGAAUGGAUGUCUAUGGCUACCUGCUGGCCCGAGAAGGACACCUUGAAGAUGUCGAGGUCCUGGGAGGACGAUUGUUCAAUAUCUCAGACCAGCACGCAGAACCUUGGGUGAUUUCAGGUUGUCACAGCUUUUACAGCAAGCGCUACUCCAGAGCGCUGUAUCUCGGCGCAAAGGCCAUCCAGUUGAACAGCAACAGCGUGCAGGCUCUCCUCCUGAAGGGGGCGGCAUUGAGAAACAUGGGCCGUGUCCAGGAAGCCAUCAUUCAUUUUCGGGAGGCCAUGCGCUUGGCGCCGUGCAGACUUGACUGCUACGAAGGUCUGAUUGACUGUUACCUGGCGUCCAAUGGCAUCAGAGAGGCAAUGGGGAUGGCCAAUAACAUCUAUAAGACCUUAGGGGCCAACGCACAGACUCUGACCAUCCUCGCCACUGUGUGCCUGGAAGACCCUGUAACCCAGGAGAAAGCCAAAACUUUACUGGACAAAGCACUGGCUCAGAGGCCUGACUACACCAAGGCUGUGGUGAAAAAAGCAGAACUACUAAGUCGAGAACAGAAGCACGAAGAAGGGAUCGCUCUGCUUCGCAAGGCCCUGGCCAAUCAGAGUGACUGUGUGCUGCACAGGAUGCUCGGAGACUUCCUGGUGGCUGUUAAUGAUUACCAGGAGGCCAUGGAUCAGUAUAGCAUUGCACUAAGUCUGGACCCCAAUGAUCAGAAGUCCCUAGAAGGCAUGCAGAAGAUGGAGAAGGAAGAGAGUCCCACGGAUGCCACAGUGGAGCUGGAUGGCGAUGACAUGGAGGGCAGCGGUGAAGACGGCGACCUGGAGGGCAGCGACAGCGAGGCGGCACAGUGGGCCGACCAGGAACAGUGGUUUGGGAUGCAGUGACACAGGCCCCCACGAGGGGACAGACUGCACUGCUUGGGAGUCCAAGACACCGGAAUCACACCUCAGUAGUUGUCAUUUCAUUUUUAAACACAUCAGUAUAAGUCCACUCAUUUGUUACUGAUUUUGGAACAUUGAUGCUAACUAUGCCUUGUUCUCAAAUGCAACCUGGUAUUAAAUGGAGCAUCAUUGUGUCUAAAAAUGCCUCUACUAUUGCACUGGUUAGGGAGGAAAGAUGUUAAAAGUACCUGUAGUUGAACACACACAAAACAUUAACAUUCAGUCAGUGGUGUCUGGCGAUAUUUGAUACAUUUUGGUAUACUGUCUGGUAUGUUGUCAUGUUGGAAUGCAUAAAUGUAAAUAUUUUUUAAACUGUACAAUUAAACUCGAAGUGUGUUGAUGUGCACUACACAGACCACUUAAUGCAAGGUUCCCACACAGACAAAAGAAUGACAACAUUCAUGAAACUUAAUUUUAUUUACCUGAAUCCAAAGUUCAUGUGACAAACAAUCAGAGCAGUGGUAACCACUGCAUCUGCUCCAUGUCUUGGUUUUUAAAAUAGCCCAUAAAAGCAUUUCCUUAGGAAAGAUCGACUGUUUUUACGCAUAUCUAAACACUCGUAGCCAUGAAUCUUGACAUUCUCUAUUACACAAGGCAGCAGAUUGAGCAGACAUGCACCAAAACAGUACUAAGAUGUUCAGGUCAAAUGAGGCAUGAAAGCUGUUAGCGUUCUUGGUUGGCUCUUCAUGCACAAGGACGGAAGGACCGAUGAGGACAUUUAUUCCAAAUCAACCAGCUCUGUCUUCACUUUUCUGACAUGCAGCUCAUGUACUGUAAGUGUGCUGCCCCAAAACACACAUGCACAACACAAAACCAAGCCAACGGAUUUUUGGGACUUGGGCCUACAUGGCCUUCGCUGGAAAGAGAAAAGAGAGCGGGGAUUAAACCAUUGCACGUGUCAUACCAAGUAUAUAUAUUUGAGUCUGCAAACAUAAAUAGCAGAAAUGCUGUGUCGGUUUGAAAUGUGCAAGGCUUACUCAGCACUUUGUGACACUGAAGGCGUUUUAAACAAACCCAAAAAAUUAAAAGUAUUAAAAAUGAAACUGCAAUGACACAAAGAUCGACAACUAGUAGUUGGCAUGCAGGGUCACGCUAGUGUACUCACACUGCAGCACACAUGGAAGGCCUUGCAGGAAAUAACCUAGAAAAUAAAAGGUCAAAGCACUCGCAGGUACAGGCACACCGAAAGCCUAAAGACCACGCUUCUAGCGACUAAAAUGACGUAAGGAUAAUACAACCUAUACAUCCUACUGCUGUGCUUAUUAUGUACAGAUAUACACACUUCCAUGUGAAGUAUCAUACACAGUAUAUUCAAGUACAGUAUGUGCACAUUUAUAUAUUACACUCCAAAGAUUGAUCAAAUUAAAGACAAGUGUGUAUGGAAUUGAAUAAGAUGCCAGAAUGUGGAUGAAGGCUUUGCAUGGGAUGCAGGGAUGUCCAAAGUCUGGGCCAGGGGCCAUUUGCAGCCUGCAGUUCUUUUUUUGUUAAAAAAAUACCAAUAAAAAGAGCCUGCAAUACAACAUUAUGAAGGCUUAUUUUAACCACACUGGAAAGAAAACAAAAAAUGUUAUGAUUGCCUCGACUAUAAAUUACACUAACAACGAUUUAUUCGCUUUUUAAAUUGUACAAAACUUAUAAUAUGUACAGUAAUCCCACAUUAAUUGAGGUUCAUUUUUCCAGACCCGAAGUUAAUUUCCACAAAGCAGGAUUCCUUUUUUGUAAAUAUUUUAUAAUAUUAUAAAAUAAUUAUGAUAUAAGCUUUUAUUUUCAUAGGUAGAGCCUAAACAACUGGUUAACGAUCUUCUAAAUACGAUUUUUAACAUUAAAGCACUCUAGACAUGAAAUAACACCCCCAUUGGCGUUACACUCGUACCCAAUAUACUAGACUUAGUAAGAGAAAAUAAGCCAUUUAGGACAUAAAUAAGACUCAUGCUUGCGUGUGUUGCUGGAAAAGUGUUUCAGUGCUAGGGGAGCUGAGUGGGGGUUCGGGCAGGAAGUGACAUCAGCGAUUCAGAGUUGUUGAAGUUUAGCGUGGUGUGGGUUACGGCCACAACGGUAGCCCUUGUUAGGGAUUAUUGUGCCUGUCGUGACAGCAUUCAAACCUGCAAUAAAAGCCUGUGGUUGUGGCUAUCAAGUCUGGUGCUUGCGUGUAUGCAUAAAGCAAACAAACUGUUACCCAAAAAAGUCAUACAAUACUUUUCACAAGAGAGUAGAAAUAUGAUCUCAGGGGAAAACUACACUUAAAACACGUACGUAUAUGCGAGAACAACGCUAAAAGCCACAGCAUUUCAGUACGUGGAAUCAAAUUAUGGAACGGAUUAAGUAAGGAACUCAAACAAAGCACCAAGAUGAACGAAUUCAAGAAACAAUACAAACAGUUGAUGUUUGCAAAAUACAAGGAAGAAGAGUUUUGAACCACUACAACACUCAUUACUCUUCAUUCUUGUGAGUUCAUUGUCAGUACUCACCUAUUAUUACAACUAAGUACAGCUAUCUCUAUUUCAACUGAGUUAUUUACUAUUAUACUAAAUUGUGUGAUUAUUAUUUAUUAUGAUUGAAGAAAAACCCUGACAAUCAUAUCACUACAUUGCUACAUUACAUUAGCAUUUUCCAUUGUAUCAUUUUCCCAUGUACUGUAUCAACUGGUAAAGACUACAUGGGAAUACAGGAAGUGAAUAGAUGUAUUGCAAUUGAUGUGAAAUGGACGAGGGGUAGGAUUAAAUACUGUAAGCUUUGCUUCUUCCUACUCCUUUUGGACAUGUGGAACUGCCAACUGAACUAUGUGAUGUAUUCCAUUGUGACUUAUAAUAAAAUGAAAGCAUUGCCAUUACCGUAGACAUGUACCGCUAUUAGAAAGCCCACGUUUCUCAUGUUUAGUCUUUCGUUGGCGUGAGACACAAAAGUGAAACAUAUAAACUUCUAUACCAUGAGUCCGAUUCUGCGAGUUCAUGGAUCAUCUUCCGAUAUUAUCAUUCAUUAGUGGUGAGUGCCGAUGCAUUUUCUAUUUUCCAUGUGUUUAGUAAGUGUACAAGUCAUAUU